GUGUGGUUUCUGCACCUAGUUCCCUUUUUGACUGCUCAGAGACAUUUGGGAAUGGCAUUACUGAAGUGUCGAGCAAAUACGUCUGUAGCAGUCCAGUAAAUUGGUCUACUCUUUGGAAGAUGGUCAAAAAGAAAAGUGUUUUUCCCCUCCUGAAGUGUUUUUCCGUCCCUGGUAUUUCUCACUGAGUCGAACAAAAAAAAAAAGAGAGGAAAAAAACUACAACAUGAGAGACACAGGAGAAGGAGGAGGAGGCGGCGGAGACACAGAUGGUAACGUUAAAUCUGAGAAGGACCAGAGCUGGAUCCCCAAAAUCAUCAAGAAAAGAGUGUGCACCACCUUUGUAGAAGAUUCUUUCAGUAAUGGCGCACUGUGCCAGUGUGGGGGUGCAAGAGAUACCCAUGCCUCUGUGGCCCUCGGUGACUAUUUCAGCACGGCAAUUGUCAACCACUGGGACAGCGCCCAGCACUCUUCUGAAUACCCGACUGAUGCCUUCGGAGAGUUGCAGUUCGCAGGAGCCAGCAAGAGGCAUAGCUAUUUCCUGCGUCUGUCAUGGGACACACCCCCGUCUAUGGUCUACACCCUGAUGACGGCCCAUUGGGGCCUGCCUGCGCCUAACCUGGUGGUGUCUGUUGUUGGUGGAGAAGGCAGGACAAAGGUGAAGACCUGGGUGCGAGAGGUCCUCAGGCAGGGUCUGGUGAAAGCCUCACAAAGCACAGGAGCGUGGAUCCUGACAGCUGGCCUGCGUGAAGGCGUAGGAAGGUGUGUUGGAGAGGCGGUGAGGGAUCACGCCACCGCGGCCUCCUCGGUCUCCCUCAACAAGGUGGUGGCGCUGGGCAUCGCUCCCUGGGGCCUCGUGCACAACAGACAGCAGCUGGUCAACCCUCAGGGCAGUUUCCCCGCUAAGUAUUAUGUCCAGAACACGUCCCGGGACUCCUGCUGCCUGGACAACAACUACCAGGCCUUCCUGCUGGUGGAUGAUGGGAGUGUGGGACGCAGAGGCGGAGCGACAGGCUUCAGGGCCAAACUGGAAGACUACAUCUCCCACCAGCGCACAGGCAUCUGGGGUAGUGGCAGCAUUGACAUCCCCGUCAUUUGUAUGUUGGUUUCAGGGGAGGCAAGCAUGCUGGAGAGAGUGGAUCUUUCUCUGAAAACCUCUAUGCCCUGGUUGGUGUUGGCUGGCUCAGGAGGCAUGGCUGACUUCUUGAGUGACCUCUUGGAGAACCUGUCAUCGGCCCCAGUAGUCCAGUCCUCCAGCGAGGGUGACGGUGAGGCAGUUCCCAGUGUCGAUCUGAAAGACAGAGUGGCAGAACGGGUUAAGAAGUACUUUCCUGCUGAAGUGGAGACAGACAAACUUGUUGAACGGGCUCUGAGCAUCUACCAGAACAGAGACUUCAUUACAAUCUACCAUGGAGAGCAGGAGGGUCCGAAUGACUUUGAUACAGUUCUGCUCAAAGCUUUGGUGGGAGCUAGUAAGCAGCGUGCGUCAGUGGAUGCCAGCCCUUACAAUGAAGAGCUGAAGCUGGCGGUCACCUGGAACAGGGUCGACAUUGCCAAGAGUGAACUCUUUAAUGGAGACAUCCAAUGGAGGUAUGAAGACUUGGAAGACUCCAUGACAGACGCCCUGAUCAACGACAAGCCGCAGUUUGUGCGCCUCUUCAUUGAAAAUGGCCUGAACAUCCUGGACUACCUAACUUACAGCCGGCUUGAGAGUCUCUACCGCUCAGUGGCUGAUGGGACUCUUCUCUACUAUUUACUUCAGCGUCGCCUUGUGGAGCGACUUGGAACUACGGCCUCUGUGCCAACACGAUCUAACCUGCAGGACUCUUCCUCCAAAGUAACAGCUGAGAACAUACAGAGUGGGCCAGUGACAGAGAUCAGCCUUUUUGAGGUGUCAGGGGUCUUGGAACUGUUAAUGGGCGACAUCUGCCAACCAUUUUACUAUGAUGCUUUGGGCUUACAACAGAUAUCGUCCAAGAGGAGGGCACUUAGGAGCGCCAGCAAGCUGCUGCGUGGAGACUGCUUGUAUCGGGAGAAACGCUGCCUCUUUCCCUGGGCUUCGCUCUUCAUCUGGGCCGUCCUCCAGAACCGCAGCGAGAUGGCCACUUUCUUCUGGGAGAUGGCAGGGGAGUCAGUGCUGAGUGCUCUGAGUGGCUGUAAGAUGCUUAGGGAACUGUCCAAACUGGAGGUUGAGACUGAAACCAAACUCUCCAUGAAAGAGCUGGCCCAGAGGUUUGAGAACCUGGCACAUGAUGUCUUCAGCUCUUGCUAUCGGAGCAACGAGAGUCGCUCUUUCACCCUACUGAUAAGGAAAUCUCCAGUAUGGGGUGGCACCACCUGUCUCCAGAUGGGCAUGGGCGCUGACGCACGACUUUUCUUCAGCCAUGACGGAGUACAGUCUCUGUUGUCCCAGAUCUGGUGGGGUGACAUGAAGAGGAACACAGAGGUGUGGAAGCUCCUGCUCACCUUCUUCUGCCCCGUCCUCUGCUAUACCAACCUCAUCUCCUUCAGAAAACAAGAUGACCAGCAGCAAGAGGAACAGGCGAAGCCUAAUGAGGAUGGACUGGGCAGAGACAGCGACAGCCUCUACGGCACCACCAUCUUCUCUUUCUCAGACAUCAAGCACAUUGAAGCGGAUGCACAAGGAGCGAAUACGCCCAGGACAGCUACCAUAAAAGGCAUACCCCACUCUCCCAGACCACCCAAGCGCCCAUUCAUAGUGUCAAGGUGGCGUCAGUUCUGGUUUGCGCCCGUUACCUCAUUUAUGGGCAAUGUCCUCAUGUACUUCCUCUUCCUCCUGCUUUUUGCCUAUGUGCUGCUGGUGGAUUUCAUGCCUCCACCGCCCUCUGGUCCAGCCAUUACGGAGUAUGUGCUGUACUUCUGGGUGUUCACCAUUGUGUGUGAGGAGAUCCGUGAAACGUUCUUUUUGGGGACAAUGACUUGGCGUCAGAGGGUCAGAGUGUACAUUCAGGAUGUGUGGAACAAGUGUGACCUCAUUGCCAUCAUUCUGUUCAUCAUAGGACUAGUCUGCAGGAUGUUCAAAUGGUCAUAUGGAUUUGGACGAGAUGUCCUGUGUGUGGACUACAUGGUAUUCACCCUCCGUCUCAUUCACAUCUUUGCCAUUCACAAGCAGCUGGGACCAAAAAUCAUCAUUGUUGGCAAGAUGAUGAAGGAUGUCUUCUUCUUCCUCUUCUUCCUGGGGGUGUGGCUAAUGGCAUACGGAGUAGCCAACCAGGCUUUGCUUUACUCGUAUGACCCCCAACUUGAUCGCAUCUUCCGGCGGGUUUUCUACAGGCCAUACUUGCACAUCUUUGGACAGAUUCCUGUGGAAGAGAUAGAUGUGGGGAAGAAGUGGGACAUGGCGUGCACAAGCAACGAGACAUUGAUUCAGGGUGGUGCGGAGCCGUGCAGAACUCUGUAUAGUAACUGGCUGGUGGUAAUUCUGCUGGUCAUUUAUCUACUGGUCACCAACAUCCUGCUCAUCAAUCUUCUCAUCGCCAUGUUCAGCUACACCUUCUCUGAAGUGCAGGCAAACAGUGACAUCUACUGGAAGUUCCAGCGUUACACCCUCAUUGUUCAGUACCACUCCCGUCCCUCCCUGGCCCCACCUUUAAUCAUCUUCUCUCACAUCAACCUCUUCAUCAAGAGGACCAUCCGCAAAGUGCCCUCUGUCAAGAUCCACCACUUUGUGUUGCAGUUAAAAGGGAAAGCAGCUAACAGGCUAAUGACCUGGGAAACCAUUCAGAAAGAAGACUUCCUAACUGCUCAGAACAAGAUCCAGAAAAGCAGUGACUCAGAGAGGCUCAAACGGAUGUCUGUCAAAGUGGACGGUGUGGUUAAACAUCUGACUGAAACCAGAGACUUUGACCACAGACUGAGGGCUUUGGAGGCCGAGAUGGAGUAUUGCUCAAAUGCUCUCAGCUGGAUUGUGGAUACUUUGGCACAAGGCAGCACAUUCAAACCUCCUCGGCCACCACCAACACUAAGAGAUGCGUUCCCUUCUUCAUCCAACUCUGCCUGAUACAGCAUUGGUGAUGCCUUCACUUGCUCAGGGUCACUAAAAAACAAGAAUGAAGCGUUUUCACUUUGGCUGCUCCCACGCCUCCCAUCACUGGACUCAUUUACUAAAUAGUCUCAGAAAGAAAAGCAGCCAUUAGUUCUUGUUACAGUAUUGAGUAAAUGCAAAUGCUGAUAUUUUAAGUGUGCAAUCUUAUUCAAAAGCCAAAGACACAUAUAUGUAUUUAUGAUGUUGCACGAUAUAUAUUUUCUUUAUUUUACAGGCCAAUGGUAUGUCUUUAUUGCUGUAGUUUAGAGCUGACAGCUCUACGUUUUGUAUUUUUUCAGGUUUUUACUGAUAUAUGGAUACUAUAAUAUUGUUUACAGGGGUUACAUUCAGUGCACAUUUUGUGUCUAAAUGGUUAAAAGACUAAAUGUUAUAUCAUGUAUUUGGGUUUCUAUCAUUUUAAUCUAUUAAUUAAAUUAUAUAUACUAUAUAAUGACUGGAUUCCUGGUGUUGAUUCACAUCUUGAAUCACGAGUUUGCAUGUACAAUAAGAUAUAAUCAGUAUUCUCAGGUGUCAGUCCCUUUCUCUCUUUUAACAUACUUAAAAUACUGAAGGCAAGAAAGAAAUGAUGAAUGGAGCUGUGCUGUCAAGAGUAACAUUACCUAGAGAAAAAAGACACCAAAGUGUAAAGCAGGUGAUAACUUGAUUCAAAGACAUGAAAUAAAACUGAACAGUAAAUGUGACUAAAACAUGGGAAUGAGGGAGAGAGAAGGGGGUAUGGAGAGUGUGAAAGGUGUCCAAUGGUGCUGAGUUUCAGUAUGCCAAAGCUCUAUUGAAGGUCACAUAGUGGAGCAGAGCUAUUGAAGGAGCCUUUACUGUAAAUAGCCAGCUGGGGCCUCCUGUCAAUCGUACCCGCGGCUCACACUGAGAGAGGCGGUGUCAUCACUUUCUGUCUCACUGUCAUGUCCCUGCAUGACGGCUGCAUGUGAAAACAUGUAUCCAUGUGAGUCAGCAUGUGUGCCUCACUCUGUAUCUCAGUCAUUUUAAUGUAAUUUGUCCUAAUUUUACUGCAAUGCUGCUAAUCCUAACUGCAAACACCUCCUGCUCCCCACUUCAUAUUAAAAAUCCUGUAUCUGUACCUCAAAUGUAAAGUAUUUCUCAGGAAUGUCAGCUGCCCAAGUCUGCAUCUUAACACACUGCACAUGUGUAGACCGCCAUCAUCUCCAUUUCUGUCUAUUUACAUCCAUUCCAUACAUCAUUCUGACAUGUGCUCCUCUGCUUUGGGACUGGCAAGCCAAUAUAGUGAAGGAAACACUGUUGAGUCUGUGUCAGAGACAUGUUAAGCUUAACCCAGCAGUCAUUUUAUAAGCAGUAUGUUAAUGGGUGCAUUACCUUAAACUGCAAGGUGUUCAUAAUAUUUUGCAUUAUAAUAUUUACUUCCUGUGAGGCCUUUGUUCACAUGAGUCUGCAUUCAAAUGUGCAGUAGGAUUGUGGGCAUAUCCAGUCUUGAAGGCCAGGUAGAUUAAGAUGCAAAAAGUAUGUGGUUCUGCGAUAUGAUAUAUUCUCACAUUUUAUGUUUUUUUUUGGGUUGUUUUGUUUUAUUCCAUCAUUAUUAUUACUAUUAUUUAUAUAUUUUUUCCUCUUGUUUUUCUUUCUUAAGCUGUUCCAGAUGGUAUAUGAGGGUAGGCAACAAAGGUUAUAGGUUGUGAUUUUUGUAACUCUGUUUAAUGUUAAAUUGAAUUAAAUCAAAAAAGGAAAAAGAGAGAGCGAAACAAGGAAUGUGUCAUGCACUUGAUUACACUUCCAACAACUUUAGUUGGCUAAGAAUAAACAGCAAAAAUCAAAGUGUGGGAAUGUGUGGAUACCAUGUGCUUUUCUUUAUGUGUCUCAUUUAUAACCUCUUUGCUGUUGAGUUGUCAAUUAGAUUUUCUUUUUCAUGUGACUUAAGUUUUUAUUGGAUAAUUUCUUCUCUGUUCUUGGAUGGACAGACAUGUGACCACUUUGCAGUCGCAGUUACAUAAAUGUUUAUAAAACAAGUUCAAACAUACAAGUGUGGACAUAAAUGUUUAUAUAUGACAUGUACAUAUGUACCUGUUUACAACAAUAAUAUAUAAGGUGUAACAAGUUUGGCACUAUGACAAUAAAAUUUCACCUUUAACUUGAA
Molecule: messenger RNA, 6164 nt
Organism: Thunnus maccoyii (southern bluefin tuna)
Lineage: Eukaryota; Metazoa; Chordata; Actinopteri; Scombriformes; Scombridae
Product: transient receptor potential cation channel subfamily M member 4-like
Exons: 28
Coding region: 224-4018 (1264 amino acids)
Biological process (GO): calcium ion transmembrane transport
Cellular component (GO): membrane
Molecular function (GO): ligand-gated calcium channel activity; calcium-activated cation channel activity
Source: RefSeq, a predicted model, not a curated record